AUGCCCGAAUGCCUCAUGGCGCGCCGCCCCGACAGCCUCCGUGACUCUCGGUGUGACGCUUCUCCGUGUCGUCAGAGGAGACGUAUGACAGCAGCUCAGGGUCCCCGGCUUGGCCCUCACAUGGAUGUGGCCGGCCGUGCGUUACGGAGGGGCUGCGGGGGUCGGGCUCAGAGCGGGAAGGAGCCUUUAGAUGUCUGCUUCUCUGCCGUCCUAUUUCAGAGUCUGGGGAGUCGGCCAGUGUUCCUGGGAGCCCCAGACAGACGCCAGGAUGCUGAGGGCCAGGCCCACUUUGGCCCGGUUCUGCUCCAGUUCCUGCUGAGGGUUCUGUCCCCUGGGCAGGCGCUGGCUUUUCUGAAGGGCCUGAGCGAUAAGCAGAGGGAGGAGCAUUACUUCUGCCGAGACUUCAUCAGACUGAAGAAGAUCCCGACCUGGAAGGAGAUGGCCAAAGGGGCUGCGGGGAAGGAGGCCGAGGAGCCCCAGUACAAGAAGGACAAGGCCCUGAACGAGAAGCUCUCCCUCUUCCGUGGGGACAUCACCAAGCUGGAGGUGGAUGCCAUCGUGAAUGCAGCCAACAGCUCCCUGCUCGGCGGUGGCGGUGUGGACGGCUGCAUCCACCGAGCCGCCGGGCACCUGCUGACCGAGGAGUGCCGCAGCCUGCACAGCUGUGAGACGGGCAAAGCCAAGAUCACCGGAGGGUACCGCCUGCCGGCCAAGUAUGUCAUCCACACGGUGGGGCCCAUCGCGCAGGGCGAGCCGAGCCCCGGCCAGGUCCAGGAGCUUCGCGGCUGCUACCUCAACAGCCUGCAGCUGGCCCUGGAGAACCGCCUGCGCUCCGUGGCCUUCCCCUGCAUCUCCACCGGAGUCUUUGGUUACCCCAACGAGGCCGCGGCUGAGGUGGUCCUGGGCACCCUCCGAGAAUGGCUGGAGGAGCACAAGGACAAGGUGGAGCGGCUGGUGAUCUGCGUGUUCCUGGAGAAGGACGAGGAGAUCUACCGCAAGCGGCUGCCUCACUUCUUCCCAGCGGCCUGAUGCUGCCCCUCCCCAGCCCCGAGCCUGGUAAGAGGCCCCUCAGCGUGGUUGCGGGCACUAACGUCCUCCCUCCCCCGCCAGGCCCCAGCUAACCGCCC
Molecule: messenger RNA, 1127 nt
Organism: Gracilinanus agilis (Agile Gracile Mouse Opossum)
Lineage: Eukaryota; Metazoa; Chordata; Mammalia; Didelphimorphia; Didelphidae
Gene: MACROD1
Product: mono-ADP ribosylhydrolase 1
Exons: 12
Coding region: 1-1029 (342 amino acids)
Biological process (GO): peptidyl-glutamate ADP-deribosylation; DNA damage response; purine nucleoside metabolic process
Cellular component (GO): nucleoplasm
Molecular function (GO): ADP-ribosylglutamate-[protein] hydrolase activity
Source: RefSeq, a predicted model, not a curated record